Molecule: messenger RNA, 5088 nt
Organism: Argentina anserina (silverweed cinquefoil)
Lineage: Eukaryota; Viridiplantae; Streptophyta; Magnoliopsida; Rosales; Rosaceae
Exons: 1
Coding region: 1-5088 (1695 amino acids)
Biological process (GO): DNA integration
Molecular function (GO): nucleic acid binding
Source: RefSeq, a predicted model, not a curated record
AUGGUUAAGCAGAAAGGGACUCCACCCGGGUCUGGUGAGAUUUCCAACGUGGAGUUUGAGCUGCAAGUUCAUCGGGAUCUCACCGCUUCUCAGAUCAGUGAGCUGCAUACGACCUUGAAUGUCUAUCAAGAGUCGUUCAACUCGUUUCGCCAGGAGAUGAUGACCGAGCUGCGAGCCAUCAGAGAUGCGACCCCCAGCACUGACCCAUCACAGUUGCAGUUUGGCACCUACCCUCCGGUGUCACCAUCCCUACGUCCUCGAAUGGAGCUAAGCUCGUCACAGAUGGCUCAGAUUCAAGCUUCAAUGGGUUCCACAGCUAGCACGCGCGCUCGUCCCGUCGUUUUCGGCUCUGGCUCCCACCGGGGCGGUGCGGAUGGUGACGUUUCAGUAGAGGACCAGGCUUUGGUACCUCAGAACACCACGUUGGUCACGGAUGCAAAUGGAGCACUCGUCUCCACAUCUACUAUGAAAGCUCACGUCGAGAAGGACAAGGGGUCAUCGAAGGAACCAACGAAAGUGACCACACCACCACAACCCACAGAACCCUCACAGCCCCAACAGUUUUUUCAACACUCCAACUUUGGCUUUUCACCUUUCAACUACACCUUGGGUCCUUUCGUAGGUGCACCACACCCUUCCCAGCCUACAGUCACUCUUACUGGCUCAGAUCUAGCACGGUUGAACCACUAUGAGCAGAGAACUGGGUCAACCAGCAAUUCUCAGGGUCCUAACCCUAGUUUUCAAAACCCUCUGCCAUCUCAGUUUUAUGGUAUUCCUCCAUACACCAACCCACCUCCUUCCGCCUACUACCCCUCCAAGCACGGCCCUUUCUAUCCGCCACCAUAUGGCCCUCCUUUCUACCAGUACCCUCCUCCAACUCCAACACAAAACCCACCUUCUCAACCUCAUAACCCAGAUCCAAAUCUUCCAACCAUGCGACAGAUAAAGCUCGAGUUACCCACUUUUGGUGGCGGAGACCCCGUCGAAUGGCUUAACCGCGCGGACCAAUACUUCUCUUUCUACCAAAUUCCUGAGGACUGGCGCCUUGCCAUUGCUGAGAUGCAUCUGGUGGAUAGAGCGUCAGACCGUUGGUUUAUGUUCCGCCACGAGUUCUCUAGUUCUUGGUCGGGUCUCACCGAGCUUUUGAUGCGUGAAUUUGGGGGUCAUAUUGUUUCUGAUUACCAAGCCUCAUUGGCUAGGUUAUCUCAAACAGGGAGUGUGGAUAGUUUCAUUGACCAAUUCACACGGUUAUCUCGUCGUGUCACAGGUUUCUCUCCGGCAGUGUUGGUAUCGUGUUUUAUUGGGGGUCUUCGAGAUAACAUCCGGGCUCAUGUUCGUGCACAACGUCCUCGCUCGUUGUUUGAUGCUUGUGAGCUUGCCAGAAUCUUCGAAGAACGUGAGACUAGCCUCCGUACCUCCAUGCGAGCUACAAUGGCUUACCGGGGCAACCAAGGACAACCCCCACGUAACGCACCGGCAGCGGUCCAACCGCGCGCUGCAGCUCCUCCCCCAGCAGUAGUGGGAGGUCCAGUAGGUGGUACCUGUAGACUAACACAAGCAGAGUACCAAGAGAGGCGGGCACGCAAUCAAUGCUUUUUCUGUGACGAGAUAUUUCGACCAGGUCAUAAUUGUCGUCGUGGUUUACCUUUGAUGGCAAUCGAGGUUAUUCCGGACGAAGUAGACAUCCCUGGUCCAGAACCAGUUGAGGAGUUGAAUGUCAUAGUAGAGGAAGAUCAAGGGUAUGAUGCCGUUAUUCAAUCAGUGGGAGAUGGCAGUGCAUCUACCAUGCAACUCAAAGGGCAGUGUAAUGCUAGAGGAGUCCAUGUUCUUAAUGAUUCUGGAGCCUCUCACAAUUUCCUACAUCCUGCAGUACUUAAGGGGAGCAAGGUUGAAGAUAAAUACCUUGCACGGCCUGUGAGAGUCCGCUUGGCUAGUGGAGAUGUCAUGCAAACUUCUCGGCAGGUACAAAUUGCUCUAACUUUACAGGGCUAUACAUUUUAUGUUGAUUACUAUGUUCUAUCAAUUUCUGGCAGUGAAGUUAUACUUGGGGCUGCAUGGCUAAAAACUUUGGGUGAUAUCAUUUGGAACUUCGAAAUUAUGAGGAUGAAAUUUGUGAAAGGGGGUGAUCUACAUGUGUUACAAGGGGAGACAGAGACCAAGGCUACUCUAGUUAGUUGUAAAUCAAUGUCUAGAAUACUCAAGAGAGAGAGGGAAGCUGUCUUUGUUCACUUGUACUCAUCCUCUGUGAACACACAUACCACUGAGGUGCAUCCCAAAGUGCAACACUUGUUGGAUAACUAUGCAGGGUUAUUUGAAGCCCCAACACAACUUCCACCAGCACGGCCUCAAGACCACAAGAUUACUUUGGGACCGAACAUAUCAGCGAUCAAUGUGAGGCCGUAUCGUUACCCACACUCACAAAAAGGAGAGAUUGAGAAGAUCAUAUCGGAGUUGCUUGACAAUGGGGUGAUACGCCCAAGCGUGAGUUCUUACUCUUCACCGGUGUUGUUGGUGAAAAAGAAAGAUGGUACAUGGCGACUAUGUGUGGAUUAUCGGGCGUUAAACGCUGCUACAAUCAAGGACAAGUUCCCUAUACCGGUUGUUGAUGAGUUACUAGAUGAAAUUCACGGAGCCACUAUCUUUACAAAAUUGGACCUCCGCUCCGGUUACCAUCAAAUACGGAUGUGUGAAGCCGACAUUCCAAAAACGGCCUUCCGUACUCACUCCGGGCAUUAUGAAUUCCUUGUCAUGCCUUUUGGAUUAACAAAUGCCCCAUCUACAUUCCAAGUGGUGAUGAAUGAUGUCUUGGGGGACUUCCUCCGAAAAUGCGCUCUUGUCUUCUUUGAUGAUAUCUUGAUUUAUAGUGCAAGUUUGGAAGAACAUCUACAACACUUGAAGUUGAUAUUUGAGCGCUUGCGGCAACACUCCCUCAAAGCAAAGGCAAGUAAGUGUAGUUUUGGGGUUAAGCAAGUGGAGUAUCUUGGCCACGUUAUUAGUGCUCAAGGUGUAGCGGUGGAUCCUUCCAAAAUCGAGUGUAUCAAGAUAUGGCCGCAACCUAAAACCUUGAAGCAAUUACGAGGGUUUUUGGGUCGUGCCGGUUACUACCGUAAGUAUGUGCAAGGAUUUGGCAUGAUAGCUAAGCCUCUCACCGACAUGCUCAAGAAGGACUCGUUCAAAUGGAGUGAGGAGGCCAUGGCAGCCUUUGAGGCAUUAAAACAUGCUUUGAUAUCUACUCCCGUGCUUGCGUUUCCCGAUUUUACCAAAGAGUUCGUAGUGGAAUGUGAUGCUUCCGAUAGAGGAAUUGGGGUGGUGUUAUCUCAAGAAGGUCACCCUAUAGCUUUCAUGAGCAAGGCCUUGGCUCAACGACACCUUGCUUUGUCGGUCUAUGACAAGGAAAUGCUAUCCGUUGUCACGGCGGUACAACAUUGGCGACCUUAUCUCUUGGGACACCAUUUCACCAUCUUCACAAAUCACCGCACUAUUGAACACUUUUUGGAGCAGCGAGUUACUACACCAGCCCAGCAAAAAUGGUUAUUGAAAUUAUUGGGGUAUGAUUAUUCUAUCAAGUAUAAAACAGGGAAAAGCAAUGUGGUGCCGGAUUCUCUUUCUCGCACAUUGUACUUGUCUCAAUUAUUGGGCGCUUCCUCUACGGUACCAACUAUUAUUCAAGAGAUAACAGAUGCUUGUACUAGUGACCCAAACACACAACAACUCAUGCAGGAGAUAACUAAAGACCCCACGGGUAAGAAGCAUUAUUCCAUUGUUAAUUCACAACUUCUCUACCGCGGUAGGCAGUAUGUUCCUUUAGUGGGUGAUUUGAGGCAAAGGGUCAUCGCAGAAUUACAUGGAGGUCUCGUAGGGGGCCAUGUCGGUAGGGCUAGAACUUGCAAAAGAAUAUUAAGAAGCUUUGCUUGGCCACACUUGAACAAAGAAGUGAAAAAGUAUGUGACAGAGUGUGAAGAGUGCCAGAGGAAUCACGCAGAGAACAUCAAACCGCCAGGGUUAUUACAGCCACUCCCCAUUCCUGACCAAGCAUGGAAGGAAAUAUCCAUGGACUUCAUUGAGGGUUUGCCUAAAGUGGAGGGCAAGACUGUGAUAUGGGUGGUGAUUGAUCGAUUGACAAAAUAUGGCCACUUCAUCCCUCUCGCACACCCCUACACCGCUGCUUCAUUAGCCCAAGUAUUUGUGCAAGAGAUUUUCAGGUUACAUGGUCAACCAGUGAACAUCACUUCGGAUCGAGAUCCCACCUUCAUGAGCCUAUUUUGGGAAGCUUUUUUCAAGCUGCAGGGUACCAAACUCAGCCGCUCUAUGGCCUACCACCCCCAAAGUGAUGGACAGACUGAAAAUCUAAACAAGACAGUGGAGCAAUUUCUGCGUUACACAGUUGGUGACAAGCCUCAGUUGUGGGUCCAAGCUCUGCCGUGGGCUGAGUAUUGGUAUAAUACCUCAUACCAUUCUUCUCUGGGUAUGACACCAUUUGAGGCCUUGUAUGGUUACCUCCCACCACCCAUUGUUCCAUAUUUACCCGGCUCUACAUCAGUGGCUCAGGUUGACCAGCAGCUCCAAAACAGAGACCAACUUUUGGCUCUCUUGAAACAAAAUUUGAAACGAGCUCAACACAGGCAGAAGCAUUACUAUGACUUGAAGCAUACUGAAAGAUCUUUUCAAGUUGGUGACAUGGUUUUUCUGAAGCUUCAGAGGCACAAGCAACACUCCAUGCCUUCACAUACCUUCCACAAGCUCUCAGCCAAGUAUUAUGGCCCGUUCAAAGUCCUUGAGAGAAUUGGUUCUGUGGCUUACAAGCUUGAACUCCAUGCAUCCGCCACUAUUCAUGACGUCUUUCAUGUAUCUUUGUUGAAGAAAAAACUGGGCCAAUCUGCAAGUGUGGAACCAAACUUACCUCCUAUGGCUUCUGUUAAAGCUUCGUGGGUUCCAUCCAGGAUUAUUGAGCGCCGUUUGAUCAAACGCAGGGGCAAGGCUGUUGUGGAGUGGUUGAUUCUGUGGCGCGGGGCUAACCUGGAAGAGGCAACUUGGGAGGAGGCCAAUUAUAUCGAGCAGCAGUUUCCCGACUUCAACACAAAUGCUUGA